GUCAUUUUCAAAAGGAGACACAUGUGACAUGGAAAACUGCAUUCAGAACUGCAUUUAACAAGCUAAUAGUUUUACACAAUCUUCUAUAAAUGUGAACCUUUUGCUCACAUUGUGGAUCAUAAUCUUAAGAGAGCCCCAAGAAGUCAGAUCCUCUCAAACAAAGUCCGUUCACAGACAUGAACUUCAAACUAGCUUUGGCUCUCCUGACCUUGCUUGUCGUGGCUCAAAUGAGCAUGGCUCAAACGAAAGGCAAGGGAAAGGGCAAAGGAAAAGGAAAAGGAAAAGACAGUGGAGAAGACCCCGAAGUUAUGAACCGAAGCAGCAGCGAGGAAAGCAGCGAGGAAAGCAGUGAAGAAAGCAGCGAGGAGAGCAGCGAGGAGAGCAGCGAAGAGAACCGUCAAGAGGGCAAAGGCCAGAAAGGAAAGGGAAAGGGGAAAGGAAAGGGAAAGGGAAAGGCAUCUGAAGAAGUUAUGGAGUAAUGUGAUGUUUGAGAUGUCACUUCGUAAUAAGCCGUUGUAAAAUGUAUGGAAUAAAAAUUGUUCAUCGCAAA
Molecule: messenger RNA, 550 nt
Organism: Tigriopus californicus
Lineage: Eukaryota; Metazoa; Arthropoda; Copepoda; Harpacticoida; Harpacticidae
Exons: 3
Coding region: 177-479 (100 amino acids)
Source: RefSeq, a predicted model, not a curated record